CGCAUCCUCACCGCACACAGCUGAAGCUACAACGUUCUCAACAUGCCGCCGCGCAAGUCACGUCCCUCGAAAGGAGUCGACCUCGCUGAUCGAACGCCAUCAAAGAGAGUUCUCUGGACCAAAGAUAGUGUUGGCGAUGGCAAGUCCAGCAUGGACGUCGUGAUCGCGUGGAUGUCGGUCGAGACGAACUAUGUUCGAUGGAAAGGUGGCGACAAACACAGUGGCUCCACCAAGGCCUCCCUGGCAGCUGAAGUUGUGGAACGACUCGCCAACAACGGCAUACACCAUCGCACCACAAAGGACGUUGUCCAAAAGAUUGGGGAUGUCGAGCGCUCGUACCGGACAGCAUGCGACUGGCUUGCCAACACCGGGCAAGGCAUUGUGGACGAAGACAGCAUCCGAAAGGAGGUACAACGUCUUUGUCCGUACUACUACAGUUUGGACGAGGUCAUGCGUGAUCGCGCAUCUACAGCCCCUAUCGUGACGAGCGAGAACAUGAACGAAGCGUCCAGCGAUGAAGACGUGCCAUCAACGCCGGAAGCACCAUCAAGCGCCUCGAAGAAACGGACUGCGGCGGCUGCGAAGUUGGAUGAUUGGACAGAGAUCAAUGCGCGUGCGUACGCACUGAAACGACAGCAGUUGGAGUUCACCCGUGAUGUGGAGGAGCGAAAGCUCCAAGUGGACAUGCAACGUGAAGCAAGGUUGGCGGAGGAGACGAAGCUCAACGUCCGCCUUUUGACAAUCCAGGCUGACGAAGCCCAUUGGAAGUUUGAGCUUGCGCGAGAAGCAGCGGCAGUGGAUGCGCGUAUCAAAAAGAUCCAAACACGAAAAGAUCUCAAAGAGCGCGGGUGGAGUGACGCCGACAUCGACAUGGCGUGUCCAAUAUAACUAUAUAAAUGCAAAAAAUGGAAAUGCUUUCGUGUU
This is a messenger RNA of Aphanomyces astaci, 924 nucleotides long. RefSeq lists its product as hypothetical. The record is from RefSeq and is a predicted model, not a curated record. The transcript has a single exon. NCBI's taxonomy places the organism in Eukaryota, Oomycota, Saprolegniomycetes, Saprolegniales, Verrucalvaceae. The coding region runs from base 43 to 888 and encodes 281 amino acids.